This is a messenger RNA of Spodoptera littoralis (African cotton leafworm), 1125 nucleotides long. The record is from the annotation of a GenBank genome assembly. NCBI's taxonomy places the organism in Eukaryota, Metazoa, Arthropoda, Insecta, Lepidoptera, Noctuidae.
CUAAUUCUUUGGGGCAGCAAAGGCAAUGAGAAGCAGAAAUUCGCAGUGGAUGUCAUGGAUUAUAUACUACAUCCACAAUACCAAAAUAGAGUGACACUUGCCACCAUUGCACUUCUGGACUUAGUCGGGUGGAGUGAAUCACAGAUGAACGACUGGAAAGCCCCAGUGUUACCUAUUUGCUUGCCUGUGAAAGGAGGUGGACUUUUCACUGAUAUGUACGCAAUAAAAUUUACAGAUACAACGAAGGAAAUGCAGAAAGAGGUAUAUAAAAUGAAAUUUGUGGACGAUCAAGACUGUGAAGAGUUUUAUUAUAAAGCUCAGUUAUCAUUUGGAAAGACGAACCCGGUGAAUCCGUUGUGUGCUGUGGCUGUGUCAGGGAAUGUUACAAUGCCAUGUGUAUGGGACGCAGGUACCGUACUCGUUACCAGACAGUCUUGGGGAUUUUGGAAACUGCUUGGUUUCGCCGUCAAAAGCCCCGGUUGUAAAGCUCCGACCAGGUUCCUAAACAUUCACGACUACUUACCCUGGAUUAAUGAUAUCAUCACUCGGAAACCCUAUGAAGAUUAUGAGGACGUAUACAAGUUAGCUAUGCGUAGACUAUCUCCAUACAAAUUCAUUUUGUUUAAAGGCGAUGCCAAAAUACCAAAAAGUAUGGGCCAAUGUUCAAGGAAAACUCGAGGUGGUGUCCUUUACAAAGACAGUUCUGAAUUUAACACUAACAGUAAUCUUGCGCAAGGAUUUUUCCAUGUCGUGGUUAGUCAGAUAGCUAGUUUUAGGUGUGUCGAAGUCUCCCUGGAUUGUAAAAUGAGAACAAAUGCUGCUAUUUGGUUGGAACACAACUGCCACCCUGACAUGAUGGGACUUGCUUACAAUCAGAGCAGAGGUGGAGACAGAGAAAGAUUGCUAUGCUUCGUUUACUUCAAGACAUCUGCGUUUGUCGAAGUUCGAUUUAUUUUUUCGUUUUCAGCAAUGAUUGAAGUUACUCUAUUCGGUAACGAGGAAUCACCGAGAUUUAUUCCAAAUCCUUUCAAGUCAUCACAACAUACUACAGCUUGGUGGCCGACUGAUAGACUGCUAAUAAUGUCGCAUUGGACCCCAACAAAUACAUGGUGGUAUGGUUUAUAA